Anoplophora glabripennis (Asian longhorned beetle) is the source of this 2729-nucleotide messenger RNA. RefSeq names its product CTL-like protein 2 (gene Ctl2). NCBI's taxonomy places the organism in Eukaryota, Metazoa, Arthropoda, Insecta, Coleoptera, Cerambycidae. The record is from RefSeq and is a predicted model, not a curated record. Gene Ontology annotation, molecular function: transmembrane transporter activity. The coding region runs from base 486 to 2555 and encodes 689 amino acids. The transcript has 14 exons. Gene Ontology annotation, cellular component: membrane. Gene Ontology annotation, biological process: transmembrane transport.
UGUCUCGCUAUCGUUCUCGUUUCUGGUGUCGUUUACCAAUGCAGCAACAGUUUCACACACAUACACUACUUGCUGCAUUUAUUAAAAGCUAUUCUCAUGAAACUAAACAAUUCAAGGUUGAGCAGUGGACAAUUUAAAACGAGUUUUAUGAUCUCUUAUUUACUGCCGUCAAUUCACUGCGGUCAGUUGUGACGCACCGGCGGUCCUGUCCUAAAAAAAUCAACAGCUUUAUUGUGAAUUAGUGGUAUCUUUGUUGUGCUAUUAAAAUCGUUUACUACUUGCCGAGUGGGUAACGGUACUGACUUACCUACAGUUUGGGACAAGCAGGGCAAGGACGUCAUUGUCCAGUUUCUUUGCUUUAUUGUGACUGUGCGGGAAAUUCUGGCUAUUAAUGAUAAGUGAUAAAGUUCAGCGGACUGCCUCGUGGAAUAGGAAGGCUGGUGGUUAAAAUGUUAUGCUUUGUUUGCAGAUAACCUUCCAAAAACAUGAGGUCUACGUCCAACGAAGAUCUCGGCGAACCUCUUCAGUACGAUCCGCAAUUUGAUGGACCAUUAAAGAGGAGAUCUUGUACCGAUGUGAUAUGUUUGCUGAUCUUUGCUGUCUUUAUGACGGGAUGGGUAGGAAUAGGGAUAUAUGCGUUCAUGAACGGCGAUCCCUCCACUUUGUUGGUACCAAAAGACACCGCUGGUAGCCGUUGUGGAGUCGACUCGCAUGUUAAAGACAGACCGUAUCUAUUUUUCUUCGAUUUAACACGAUGUUUAGAUCCAAGGGUGCCAUUUACUGGAUGUAACACGACCCAGGUGUGUGUAACACAAUGCCCAUCCACGAAUUAUUUUAAGACAGGCGCUACUUACGAGGGAGACACUGGAUUCUGCAAUACAUAUACGAAUAGUAGUACCUCGGAUUGUCCCGAUUGGUAUCUCAUAAGCACAGUGUUCCUCAAUCGGUGUUUAUACAACGUGGGGGACCGUAAAAAACUGAAGCGACCGGGUAUGGCUGAAGUGAUGGGCGACGAGAUAUCUGUGAUGAAAAGUCUCCUUAACCCUUAUCACAUGUGGAUAUCUCUGGCUGUUCAGAACGCCCUCACAUAUCUUACAGAAAACGAAAAUGUCCACAAGAUUGGACAAAAUGUCGUCGAAGACAUAAUACGCUCUUGGUGGAAAAUUCUGCUAGGAGUUGUACUGGCCUUACUGGCCUGCAUCAUUUACAUCAUAAUGUUGAGAUGGAUGGCCGCACCUAUUGUAUGGCUAUCUAUUAUCGGAGUAUUGGCUUGUCUAAGUUGUGGUCUAUAUUUUACAACAAUCAAGUAUAUCGAAUUCAGAGACAAAUACAAUGCAGAAGUAUACGAAGAAGUGAAGUCAAGUUAUAAAACAAAACGAGACUUAUUCCUGACCGGAUUAAUAAUUAUAUCCAUUGUACUAGCUAUAAUUUUAUUAAUGCUGAUCUUUUUACGGAAACGUAUAAUUCUGGCGAUAGCCCUUGUGAAAGAGGGCAGCAAGGCCGUCAGUUCUGUAACUGCGUCGCUAUUCUUCCCAAUAUUGCCAUGGGUUUUACAACUCGGCAUUAUAGCAUACGCAAUAGCCGUUGCUCUGUAUCUUAAAACCACCGGCGAUCCUGUAUACAGGACUAGACAUAUAGAGUCGACAUGUAACAUCGGAUUUGAAGACAAUGUUGAAUGCGAUCCAGACGAAUUCAGAGCGGCCAUUGAAAACAAUACUUUAGGAGGUUGCGCAAAUGCUAUCUGCAAAUUUAUUCGGAUAGACAACAGUGAUUUUUAUCCAUACUUGCAAGCUAUUAACGUUUUCGGGUUCUUUUGGUUGGUAUUUUUCAUAUCUGCUUUGGGACAGAUGGUCUUGGCUGCGGUUUUCGCCCAGUGGUACUGGACUUUCCACAAAAGCGCACUUCCGUUUUUCGCUGUAACUGUAGCAUUCUGCAGAACAGUAAGGUACCAUCUAGGAACCCUUGCCUUUGGCUCCCUAAUCAUUGCGAUCUGUCGAAUAAUAAGGGUGCUAUUGGAGUACAUCGACUACAAAUUAAAGAAAUACGAUAACGACUUAGUCAAAGCCAUCCUGUGCUGCUGCAAAUGUUUCUUCUGGUGCCUGGAGAACUUCCUCAAAUUUAUCAAUAAAAAUGCCUACAUCAUGUGCGCCGUUCAUGGCAAGAACUUCUGCGCCAGCGCCAAAGACGCAUUUUUACUUUUAAUGCGCAACAUCGUCAGGGUGUUCGUACUUGAUAAAGUGACUGACUUCCUCUUUUUCCUAAGCAAACUGCUAGUAACGUGCGGUGUGGGCGCGGUGUCGUACGUCAUUUUCGCUACAGAUCUCACUUCCAUUGAUAAUUCGAGUUUAAAUUAUGGGAUUGUACCUGUGAUUAUCAUAAUGGUUUGCACGUACCUGAUCUCGUCGGUAUUCUUCAGCGUAUACAGUAUGGCUGUGGACACGCUGUUUCUCUGUUUCUUGGAAGACUGUGAAAGGAAUGAUGGUUCCGCAGAGAAGCCGUACUUCAUGUCGAAGAAUUUGAUGAAGAUUUUCGGAAAGAAGAACAAUCUCUCGUAGUAUUAUUGCCGCCAAAAAAUUUUUUAUUGUCGCACUGAAGAUAAUAAAUAAUUGAACUGUGAUAAGUAUCGUAAACAUGAUUACCAAAUAAACUAGUUAUAUAAUAUAUUUUACCAAAUUUGUACUAGUUCUAAUAUAAUCAUAAUAAAAUACCUAUUAACAGGUAGAAUCCAA